AUGCCAGCCCAGGCGUGGCAGGCUGGGACGGUGCGGGAUCGUGAUGAUGCUGCCACGCCGGUGGUGUCGAGGGCGGUCAUCGGUCUCGGGGGUGACACCAUGAACAUGAACAUGAACAUGAACAUGAACAUGAACAUGAACAUGAACGAAGUCGCCGGCGACCGCCCCGGAAGCCGACUGUCGGCCGAUUCCUGA
Messenger RNA from Diaporthe citri, 195 nucleotides. RefSeq lists its product as uncharacterized. The record is from RefSeq and is a predicted model, not a curated record. Bases 1 to 195 code for a protein of 64 amino acids. The transcript is spliced from 3 exons. Lineage: Eukaryota; Fungi; Ascomycota; Sordariomycetes; Diaporthales; Diaporthaceae.